Molecule: messenger RNA, 856 nt
Organism: Apis laboriosa (Himalayan honeybee)
Lineage: Eukaryota; Metazoa; Arthropoda; Insecta; Hymenoptera; Apidae
Product: replication protein A 32 kDa subunit-like
Exons: 2
Coding region: 119-817 (232 amino acids)
Biological process (GO): double-strand break repair via homologous recombination; nucleotide-excision repair; DNA replication
Cellular component (GO): site of double-strand break; chromosome, telomeric region; DNA replication factor A complex
Source: RefSeq, a predicted model, not a curated record
CAAAUAGUAAAUAUUAUUAUUAGAAUUUCUAAUAAAAUAAAAUUUAAAUAUAUUGAUUGAGAUUUUUAUUAUUAAAUUUUAUUCAUUAUAAUUUACACUCGAUUAAUUAUAAAUAAUAAUGUGGGCCAACGUUAAUAUUGCGGCUAAUGGAUUUUUGAAUGAUGAUCGUGAUUUAAAUAAUGGAAGUAAAAAAAUUGCAAGAAGAAUUGUUAAAAUAAUUCCGGUUAUGAUUCAACAAAUAAAAUCAUUUAACAAUGAAUCACAAAAUCAUGUAUUUACUUUUGUUGGUAUUGUGAAUUAUAUAGAACGAAAUAAUACUAAAAUAACAUAUGAAAUAGAAGAUGAUACAGAUCACAUCAAAAGUUUCAAAUGGUUAGAAACAGGAAAAAUAUCAGAGCCAUUAAUUAAUUUAAAUACUUAUGUACGAAUAUAUGGACAUUUAAGGGAACAAAAUGAAAAGAAGUAUAUAUUAAUUUUAAGGAUUUGGCCUUUGAUUCAUUUAAAUGAAUUAACUAAUCAUUUAUUAGAAGUGACUUAUGUAAUAUUAAAAUCUCAGAAAAUGUUAAAUAAACAAAAUAAAAAAUCUAAUACAGAUAAUGCUUUUAUGAUAGAUGAUAACUUUAUUGGAUUAACUAAAGAACAAAGCAUAAUUUUUAACAUUAUUCAAGCAAAAAAUAAUAGUGAAAAUGGAAUAGAAAGAAAUGUUAUCAAAACUUGUGUGCCAGAGAAUAUAGAUGUAGAUAAUAUAAUUGAUUUUCUUAUAAAUGAAGGACAUAUUUAUAGUACAUUUACAGAUAAUCAUUUCAAAACAACUUAAUUAUUAUAUAUUAUUAAAAAAAAUUAUUUAAAAAAAAAA